AUGAUCCCAAAUGCGCCAACGGUUCCGCUUCUUGCCCUAACAUCGAUCAAUCGCCAAACUAUUAUAUCGUUCCUCCCGUUUCGUUUCCUCAUCUGGGUGCGUGGUGUGACAUUCAAACUCACACUUCCCUUUCUAGGCUUGGCUGAAAUGGUCACAUACCUGCCCAUCUCUUCACCGUUUAUUCGAUUUGCUGGCCGCUACGUCGAUGAAGCUUUAGGUGUUGCCGCUGGGUACAACUUCUUUAUUUUCGAGGCAGCCCUAGUACCAUUCGAGAUUGUCGCUGUCAGCUUGAUUAUUAGGUACUGGACCGAUGCGAUUCCUGUCGCAGCCAUGAAUGUGGUUGUCAUUGUACUCUAUGGAGCACUGAAUCUCUUUGCCGUGAAAUGGUACGGUGAAUCAGAGUUCUGGCUUUCACUGGGCAAGGUCUUCUUGAGCUUAGGCCUGAUUUUAUACACAUUCAUCGUCAUGCUGGGCGGCAACCCGCUCGGCGAUCGGUUUGGCUUCCGCUACUGGAACGAGCCAGGUGCCUUCAACGAGUACUACAAGACAGGCGAUACCGGCAAGUUCCUCGGUGUCCUGGCAGCUGUCAUCACAGCCAGUUUCACCAUCGCCGGUCCAGACUAUGUCUCCAUGGCCGCUGGUGAGACCGUGAACCCGCGCAAGGUGCUGCCGAAGGCUUUCAACGGUGUUUUCUACCGUCUCACGGCAUUCUUUAUUCUGGGUGUUCUCUGCAUCGGCAUUCUUGUCCCGUACAACGAUGAAACCAUGGCGGAUGCGUUCGACAAUGACAAGCCCGGUGCCGCUGCCUCGCCCUAUGUCAUCUCCAUGGAUCGCCUAAAGAUCCCCAUCCUGCCAGGCAUCGUCAACGCCGUCAUUCUCACAGCUUCGUUCAGCGCAGGUAACAGUUACAUGUACUGUGCCAGUCGCAGUCUGUACGGUCUAGCUCUUGAGGGCAAAGCCCCGAAUUUCCUUACCAAGUGCACCAACAACGGUGUUCCUAUCUACUGUGUCGGUAGUGUGCUCGUCAUCGGCCUCUUGAGUUUCCUGCAGGUAUCCAACAGCGCAUCAGUCGUGCUAAACUGGUUUGUUAAUCUGGUCACCGCCUCCCAGCUCAUCAACUUCUCCGUCGUCACUUUCACCUUCAUCCGUUUCAAGAAAGCUCUCGCGGCCCAAGGGAUUUCCAGGAAAACCUUGCCAUACCGCAGCUGGUUCCAACCGUACCUCGCCUACUUCGCUUGCAUCUGCACUACGGUCAUGGCUUUCGUCGGUGGCUAUACCGUCUUCCUCCCUGGCAACUGGUCCAUCCCGACAUUCCUCUUCUCCUAUACUAUGAUCGGCGUCUUCCCGGUCAUCUACUUUGGGUGGAAAUUCUUCCACGGGACCAAGUUCCUCAAGCCUGAGGAGGUCGAUCUGGUCACUGGUGUCCCUGAGAUCGAGGAAUAUACUAGAGACAUUGUGGUCACACCCCCAAAGUGA
Molecule: messenger RNA, 1476 nt
Organism: Penicillium digitatum Pd1
Lineage: Eukaryota; Fungi; Ascomycota; Eurotiomycetes; Eurotiales; Aspergillaceae
Product: putative General amino acid permease (Agp2)
Biological process (GO): amino acid transmembrane transport
Cellular component (GO): membrane
Molecular function (GO): amino acid transmembrane transporter activity
Source: RefSeq, a predicted model, not a curated record